Calypte anna (Anna's hummingbird) is the source of this 2852-nucleotide messenger RNA. RefSeq lists its product as uncharacterized. The coding region runs from base 1 to 2328 and encodes 775 amino acids. Gene Ontology annotation, biological process: protein polyubiquitination. Lineage: Eukaryota; Metazoa; Chordata; Aves; Apodiformes; Trochilidae. The record is from RefSeq and is a predicted model, not a curated record. Gene Ontology annotation, molecular function: ubiquitin protein ligase activity; metal ion binding. The transcript has 6 exons.
AUGACGUCAUCGGUGACGCAGGCGCUCUCGCGCGACCGGCAGCCGGAGGUCUGGUUGGACCCGGGGGUUCAGUUCCGUUCGGUUCGGUUCAGUUCCGUUCGGUUCGGUUCGGGGCUCUCCUUUUCCACGCCAGUCCAAUUCCUCGUGGGGAUGGAUCGUGGUCACGCUUGGGUCACGAGCCGUGUCGCGAUGCUGUCGCGGGAGGACCUGCGGCUGGUGGCGGCUGUUGUGGCUUUAUUCCUGGGUUUUGCGGGGGGCAUGAACUGCGUCCGGCUGCUGCUCGCCCUGGCUUUGGCUUCCCUGGCGUGUCCCAGGGUUGAGCUGCGGGAGAUGGGCACGGUGUGCAUCAUGGAGCUGGUGGCUGUUGUCAGCAAUUCCUUGGCGUUCGCCUUGCUUUACCAUUACUACGUGUGGGGAGCAGGCGGGGAGGGCUGGGAAGGAGCCCCGGGACCAUCCCCCGCCUACUUCAGGCGGCAUCUCAAGGACUUUUUUUAUAAUUGCACCUUCAGCGGGGGUGCGGAGAGAACAUCUCCGUGGGUCUGUCCUUUUCCUUGGAACUUCGAUGAAGAAGCUGUGGAGCAGUUGCCCUACCCCUGGGAUUCUGCAGUGCAUCUGCUCAGAUUGUCGUUUGCUUUCAGUUGGUUUGUCUUGUGUGCAGUUGUGUACAAUCACUCACGGGACAACCCUGAAGGUGGUGCAGCCCCUACAGAGGGUCCUGCACCCACUCCUGGCCUCACCGUGGCCACUGCCAGCAGUGCCACCACCACAGGCACCCUGGGUGCCCCGGUGACUGCACAGGCUUCUGCCAGGACUCAAGUCCUGGAGACAUCCAGUGUGAGUACCCAGACUCCAGCAGAAGGCAUUGCUCAGGAGAUGGAUGAUGAGAUCGACCUAGAGGCUGCAGCAGAACCAGUGUCACCCAGCCCAGUGUGGAAGAGGAGAUGGACAAACAGAGCAGGUCACCAGUGUCCAUCAGGGCCGUGGCAGGAGGAAGAACCACAGGAGAUGGCCACUCAGCAUUUAUCCCCCAGUGAGCUGCGAGAUCUUCGUGAGGAUUUCGGCCGUCAGGAAGGUGAGCAGCACCUUAGGUGGCUGCUCCGAUGCUGGGAUAAUGGAGCCAACAGCUUGGACCUGAACGGGAGACAACCCAGGGGGUUGGGAUUGCUGGCUAAAGAUGAGGGGGUUGAUAGGUAUCUUUGGAAAGACCCCAGGCCCCUCACUCUCUGGAAACGACUCCUGUUAGCCAUGAGGAAGAGGUAUUCCUCUAGGGACUAUGUUGUGUACCAGCUGGAGAAGUGGACAACCAUCAAGGGAGGCAUCAGGAAUCUGAGACAAACAGCUGUGAGGGAGCUAAUUUUUUCUGACCUGGAUGACCCCCAGACACCACUGGAUCCAGAUGCCCUGAAAGUCACCAGGCUGAUGUGGCACAACUGGUUACUGAGUGGGCCACCCCUGCAUGCCAGCAGAGUAGCAAUAUUUUACUUGGAAGGGGAGGAGGCACCAACAGUGGAUUUCAUGAAAAACAUGUUGCAGCAGUAUGCUGACAGUCUCUCUUCCACCCCACGGAACAGUCACUCACCUGUGGAACAAGAGUCUCACCAGUCUGCAGAACUCCUCGGCUUCCAACCACGAAGGCUGGGCCAGGAUCCAAAUUCCACCGACACCAGUGGCAGUGCUGGAUGGAUGGUGGAGCCAGCGCUGUGGGCUGACCCUGCAGAGGUCCCCGAGGAGCCGGGUGCUUCUGCAGCCUCGGUCCCCACUGAGGUGCUGAGGGCCCGGAGCAGGGUGGUGGUGUGUGGCAUCUGCAUGGAAAGGGUGUAUGAGAAGCAGCUCCCCGAGGAGAGGCUCUUUGGGAUCCUCCCCAACUGCAGCCACGCGUACUGCGUGAGCUGCAUCCGCAAGUGGAGGCAGAGCCGGGAGUUUGAGAACGAAGUCAUCAAGGCCUGCCCGGAGUGCCGGGUCACCUCCAGUUACUACAUCCCCCACAAAUACUGGGUGUCGGAUGCGGAUGAGAAGGAGAAGCUCAUCAGAUCCUUCAGGGCACGGACAGGGAAAAUCAGGUGCAAGUUCUUUGUCCGGAGCCGUGGCUACUGCCCCUUCAAGUCAGACUGCAUCUACCUGCACGAGCUGCCCGCUGGACGGCUGCCGCGGCGCCGACGGCGUCAGCCCCUGAGGUUUCCCUUUGAAUUCAGCCGUUCUCCCUUGGAGAGUUCCGACGAUGAGGAUCUCUACAUGGUCGAAGGGGCUUUGGCCUCGAUGGGCUUAGGCUUUGUGGACAGGAAUUAUGACCACGAGAUGCUCUUCACGGACUUCAUUGACUCGGACUGAGGGCCCACCAACCCCCCGGGAUGCCCUGCAGGGCCCCCAGCUGAUGUCAGCAGCAGGGAAUAGUCUGGGAGGGAGAAGCAUCAUCUGCUACUGACAUGUUUUGCUGCCCUGCACAGCUUUGGAGCAGCUCCAGGUGUUUGCAGGGGUGAGAUGGGGCAAGAACCUGGCUGGUGUUUAUCAGCCACCCCCAGGGGGAUGGCUGAACCCACAGCAGGUCCCACACACGUCCCCCCCCCCCUACCCCAGGAUGCUGGGGGUGGUGGUGGCAGAGCUGCAGGGGUCUCAGGGCAGUGGGGCACAGCCCCCCCCUUCCAUCCUCACCUCCUUUGGGGUGCAGAGUUCUGCAUCCAUGGGAGACCUCACGGGGGGGGUGGGUGCUGGGGGACAGGGGUGGCUUUUAAGGCACGAGGGGGCUGGGAUGGGUGCUGGGGUGGGGGGAUGUAGGGGAUUCAGAGCUGGGCACUGUUCUUAAACUGAUUUUAGCCAAAAUUGGAAAUCACGAAAUAAAAUGGGCUGUGGAACAG